AUGAAACAAAAGCAAUUGCAUAUUCCAGGAAAAAGGUUAAAAUAAUAUGAGAUUGUACAAUUGAUUGGAUCAGGAGGAUAUUGCAAAGUUUAUCAAGUAAAUAAAAUAUUCAUUAAAGGCAGUUAAUAUUUAAACAAAUGAGAAUGUAGCAAUUAAAGCUGUUGCAAUGUCUACAUUUAAGAAUCAUGGAGGAUUGGUUGGAUAACUACAUGAUACAGAAAAAUAAAACAUGAAACUUGUUAAUAGUAACUAUGUUGUAAGAUUUAUUGAUGAAUUCCAAUAAAAUAAAUACUCAUAUAUUGUUAUGGAGUAUUGUAAUCGUAAUACCUCUUUAUGUAUGUAUCAUAGAGGGAGAUAUUGAAAAACUAUGGUUGGAUAAUAAUAAGCAUUUUAGUGAAGCACAAACAAUUUUUUAUGUGAAACAAAUUCUAAGAGGAAUUUAGGAUCUUCAGAAAUGUUAAGUAAUGCAUAGAGAUAUUAAAAUGAAGAAUAUUCUGAUGCAUAAUGAUCAAAUAAAAUUAGGAGAUCUUGGAUUCAGUAAGUCUAAACUUAAAUUUAUGCAUUUAGUAUAACAAUAAUAAUCCUAUGACAUUGACUAUUGGUAUGCUUGGUUACAUGGCUCCAGAAGUUGUUCAAUCUAAACAAUACUGUAAUACGGCGGAUAUUUUCAGUCUAGGUUGUUUGAUUUAUUUAAUGAUUUAUGGACAAUUACCUUUUUCAGAUUAAAAUCAUUAAAUCUAUUUGUAUGAAACAAAAAAUAAAAGUACAAUAAACUUUAUUAUGAGAAAUCAU
Messenger RNA from Paramecium sonneborni, 792 nucleotides. The record is from the annotation of a GenBank genome assembly. NCBI's taxonomy places the organism in Eukaryota, Ciliophora, Oligohymenophorea, Peniculida, Parameciidae.